Molecule: messenger RNA, 2316 nt
Organism: Psammomys obesus (fat sand rat)
Lineage: Eukaryota; Metazoa; Chordata; Mammalia; Rodentia; Muridae
Gene: Mchr1
Product: melanin concentrating hormone receptor 1
Exons: 2
Coding region: 387-1448 (353 amino acids)
Biological process (GO): neuropeptide signaling pathway
Cellular component (GO): membrane; neuron projection
Molecular function (GO): melanin-concentrating hormone receptor activity; neuropeptide binding
Source: RefSeq, a predicted model, not a curated record
GGCAAGCGGUAGCCCUUGUGAGCCCACGAGACAGCCCCAGGAGCCCGCGAGAAGGAAGGCUCCUCCGCAUGGGGCUGCUUGAGCCUAGCUGCUGGCUCUGCAGGCAAUCAGCAGUGGGAGCCGCAGCCAGCACGGAAGAGGUUAACGUGCAUCUGCCUCCGAAUGUUAAUGUGUCUAGGUGAUGUCAGUGGGAGCUGGGAAGGAGGGAGUGGGGCGAGCGGUUGGGCUCAAAGGCAGCAGCGGCUGCCAGCCGGCAGAGGAAGACCCUUUUCUGGACUGCAGGGCUCACGCUCGGGACAAGGCGGUGGCGGGCGCUGGAGGCUGCCGCAGCCUGCGUGGGUGGACUGGUUCCUAACUCCAGGGAGCAGGCGACCUGCGCCGGCUGCAUGGAUCUGCAAGCCUCGUUGCUGUCCAUUGGCCCCAAUGCCAGCAACAUCUCCGAUGGCCAGGAUAAUCUCACACUGGCGGGGUCGCCUCCUCGCACAGGCAGCGUCUCCUACAUCAACAUCAUUAUGCCCUCCGUGUUCGGCACCAUCUGUCUCCUGGGCAUUGUGGGAAACUCCACUGUCAUCUUCGCCGUGGUGAAGAAGUCCAAGCUGCACUGGUGCAGCAACGUCCCUGACAUCUUCAUCAUCAACCUCUCCGUGGUGGACCUGCUCUUCCUCCUGGGCAUGCCUUUCAUGAUCCACCAGCUCAUGGGCAACGGGGUCUGGCACUUUGGGGAAACCAUGUGUACCCUCAUCACCGCCAUGGACGCCAACAGCCAGUUCACCAGCACCUACAUCCUGACCGCGAUGGCCAUCGACCGCUACCUGGCCACCGUCCACCCCAUCUCCUCCACCAAAUUCCGGAAGCCCUCCAUGGCCACCCUGGUCAUCUGCCUCCUGUGGGUUCUCUCUUUCAUCAGCAUCACGCCCGUGUGGCUCUACGCCAGACUCAUCCCCUUCCCCGGGGGUGCCGUAGGCUGUGGCAUCCGCCUGCCAAACCCAGACACUGACCUCUACUGGUUCACUCUGUACCAGUUCUUCCUGGCCUUUGCCCUGCCCUUCGUGGUCAUCACGGCUGCGUACGUGAAAAUACUGCAGCGCAUGACGUCUUCGGUGGCCCCGGCCUCUCAGCGCAGCAUCAGGCUUCGGACAAAGAGGGUGACCCGCACAGCCAUUGCCAUCUGCCUGGUCUUCUUCGUGUGCUGGGCGCCCUACUACGUGCUGCAGCUGACCCAGCUCUCCAUCAGCCGCCCGACCCUCACCUUUGUCUACUUGUACAAUGCGGCCAUCAGCUUGGGCUAUGCCAACAGCUGCCUCAACCCCUUUGUGUACAUAGUACUCUGUGAGACCUUCCGGAAACGCCUGGUGUUGUCCGUGAAGCCUGCGGCCCAGGGCCAGCUUCGCACGGUCAGCAACGCCCAGACGGCCGAUGAGGAGAGGACAGAGAGCAAAGGCACCUGACAACUCCCCUGUCACAAGCCAAGUCGGGUCACCGCAUCAAACUGUGGGGAGAGAUCCUGAGAUAGAGCUGAGGCCAGGCUGGGAGGACGCAGGGAGGCUGGAGAGUGGGGGGCUUGUAGAGACCCCAUUCCAUGGGGUCCACAAGCUGCUAGGGAGGCCUGCAGCCCAGUUUGGGGGACAGGGGAGGGUAGGAGCUUCAGGCCUCAGAAAUCCGCUUGGCAGAAUAGAAGCUGAGCAAGAAGAAAAUAGCACUUUGACGGGUUCACGGGGUCUUGGUUAGCUCACAUUGGUCUUUUUUACCAAGGGAAGAAGGUGAAGGUGCCCUGGCUGGGAUUGUUUAAAACUGGUCAGGGCUAGGGCUACACUGCGGGACCGUACAAGCCGAGCACUGCCUCCCAUCUCUCUGCAGUGUGCCAGAAGGCAGCCUUUCUCUCUCAAGCUGGUGGACAUCUCUGAAGCAUGCUGCCUCGGCUCCAGCACCCUGUGUGGAUUUCACUCACUCACUCUCUCUCUCUCUAAGGGAUGCAUGUUUUUACUGGGGUGGGGCUCUUGAACCCACAGGAUUUUUAAAACACAAGAGCCCAGCGUGUGGAAAGAUCCAGUCACUGAGAACGACAAGGCAACCUGGGGUGGGCGUGGAUCCUGAAACUAAUAAAAAAUGAGGGCAAGGGGCUUUCACAGUGGCGGGGAAGUUCCCUUCAGAGGGCACGGCUGUCAGUCUGUGGCUGACCCGGAGUGAGCAUCCGUGUAUUCUGCAUGUGUGCGUGUGUGUGGGGGUGUCACUCUGAUAUGUUGGCAUCAGCUUUGUGCUUGAGCCUCCCCACUCCCCAGUCAACAAGAAAUAAAGGCAAACCCCCACCCGAGUCAU